AUGUUACGGGUGUGUUGUUUUCAGUUCUUCACUUGCGGUACUGAUGGCACUGUAUACGUAUGGGAUAAAGAGUCACUAACGGACGGAGAAGCUCCUCAAAUUAAAACCGUUGCUGAUACCACUCAUAGUUGCUGUGCAUGGAACAGAGAAAAUGUCUUUGUUGGACUUACGACCACUGAUUUAUUGACCGGUAUUGAUAAGAAAAUCGUUGGUCAGUGUUCUUUGGAUAACCUGGAGUCCUUCCGACAACUUUUCACUUUCUCCCUUGAGGUGACCAGUAUUGAUGCUAGUGAGAAUUACGUGGUGGCAGGAGGAAGUGACUUCACCAUAAAGAAAGUCAACUUGAACAAAAAUGGUCUGUACGACAGAGUCGAAACUAAUGGGGAAGUUCUUUGUGUCGCUAUUGAUCCAAAAGAGGAGGUAGCGGUUUUCCUUGUCUGGUUGGUUACUGGCAAUGUUCUGAAUUGCUUAUUCCCGAAAUCUUCAGAUUUGGCUAGUCGCCUGAAAAAAAUGGUUACUGGUAUUGUUGAAGGAAGUCUUUUCAACGUCGUGCUUGUCAAGGUGUGGUCGAUACUUGUGCUCUUCUACACUUUCAAACAAAAUCCUUGUAUGGAACUUGGAAAAUGGGAGGGGCUAUGCAUACUCAGAGAUGCCAUUCCUGCUAUAAGGACUGAAGGUGCUUAUAAAACACAUGGAACUCUUGAAAAUGGAUGCAGUUCUGAAAAUGAGAAAGACGACGAUGUUAGUAGGUCCCCGAAAACACGUUUUUUUGAUGACGAAGAUGACGGAGAUACCAGGAUGUCCGUUGAUAUAGGCGCUAUAAAGAAGAAGUAUGGGUUUGGAGAUGAUGGAUAUGGCCAUCUCGAUAGUCAUGAAUUCGCAUCCUCAAGUAAAAUAAGUUGCGUGCCUGCAGUUCCUCAUGUUGCUCUUUAUCGGCCUCCAAGAAUACCAUCGUUUUUUGUUUCCGGUGCUUCUCCCAAUCACCUAUCUGAGCGCUAUCUGAAGUGGAACCACUAUGGAAUAGUUCGAACUUAUUCCAGUGAAAGUGGCAGUAGUAUAGAGGUUUCCUUCCAUGACGUGUCCAUCCAUCCAACCAUAGUUCUUGACAACGGAACAACAGAAUAUGUGUUAGCUGAUCUCUCAGACCAAGCUAUCGCCUUGGCAAGUAAGAAGGAAGAAAGGGAUGAGGAAAGUGAACUUCUUGUGAUACACAUUUCAUCGUGGGAUAGUGAAUCGCGACGUUGGAAUACUAAACUACCACCGGAAGAAAGUGCUGUUGACGUAUUGGUCUCGCGAGAAAUGAUUUGUUUAGUCACUGAUAAGCGGAGGCUUAGGGUUUUCAGUUUGACAGGGAUUCAAAGACAUAUCGUUUCACAUCCAAGUCCAAUGAUCACAGCGACAUGUUUCGGAACGCAAGUAGCUAUUUGUUCCGUGUUUGGUGGAGACUACUAUGAAAAAAUUGAUCAACUCCAACCUAGUUAUCAGUAUGUUGUGAAUAUUUACGAUAUGGAUGGUAAACAAUGGUACCGGCGCAGUGACAGUGUUAAAUCUAUUCAUUUGCCCGUAGAGGAAGAAGGGAAUGUGCUUUGGUUGGGAUAUACGAAUUACGGUCGGCUCGUUGCCAUGGACAGUUCAUAUACGAUUAAUCUACUUACGCCAUCUGGUUUUUGGCUACCUAUUUUUGACGGAGGCUCUGAAAUUACGAGCAAAUCCGAUGCAGUAUGGCCAAUAGCUGUGAUUGAAGGAGGACAGUGUCAAAUAAGGUACCUUUCUUGCAAAGGUAGCAAAUAUCCUCUAGUUGCUGUUAAAAUGACACCAUAUGUAGCACACUGGAGACUGCCAUACUGUGCUCCGGAGUCUGACAAAUCGAAGCUGGAACAGGAGCUUUUCCUUAAUGAACUACAGCAAAGUGAAUCAUUUUCCUCUGGACUAUCUUCGGAUCUCACGGAAUUGACUUCUAAUCACCUUAAAUCACUCAUAAAGUUGUUUGCAUUGGCUUGUAAAAGUGAAAGAGAUGGUCGAGCUGCAGAGCUCUCUGGUUUUGUCACAUCAGCGAAAGGUAUUCUGAUGAUGUGUAACUAUGCUGCGAAGCUAAAGAAGUCUACAUUAGCAGAUAAGGUUGCUUCAUACGGCCGCGAAAAUAUUCCUUUGAGUGAACUGGUAUCCUCUAAUGGUUGCAGCACUCUCGAGAAAGAACCAACACCUCGUCCUUUUUUAAUAAAACGGAAAUUAGACGUCUUGCAUCCAAAACCUAUAAGCAUGGAAGAAGGUGCAUUAAAUGUUUCGGAAUCAGCAUCGGACUUCAACGAUGAAAGUGACGAUAUCCAGUCACAAGAAUCUAGUGUCAAUCAGCAAGUUAAUGAGACUCUAUCAUCCGAAAGCGUUGUUCCUAUGCCUAGAUAUAAUAGAAAUCCAUUCAAGAAAUCAGGACCUUCUACAAACACCCCAUCAUUCUUCGACGUUAACACUACCACGACAAAAAAAAAGAGAGCAAAAGAGGAAGAAACUCCGAGGUCGUCGACAUCGAAACAGUUGAAGUUGCAAUUUCAAUCCGCAACUAGCAAGAAUAAAGAAAACGCAAGUACGGCGUAUUCACUGUGGAUGGAAAGUAACGAAGAAUCACUGCGGGAUAUCUUCAGUGGAAAUCCUGAAGAUUUUAUGAAAUUUUGCACUCAACAAUUUCGAAUGCUUUCUGCAGAAGAUAAGAAACCCAUCUUACGAUAUCCAGAUAUUUCUGCAUCGUCUACGUACUGCGCAGCCCAGCAGCACGUGCGUGAUGGAGUCCUUUGA
Molecule: messenger RNA, 2790 nt
Organism: Angiostrongylus costaricensis
Lineage: Eukaryota; Metazoa; Nematoda; Chromadorea; Rhabditida; Metastrongylidae
Source: the annotation of a GenBank genome assembly